Molecule: messenger RNA, 4020 nt
Organism: Knipowitschia caucasica
Lineage: Eukaryota; Metazoa; Chordata; Actinopteri; Gobiiformes; Gobiidae
Source: the annotation of a GenBank genome assembly
AUGUCCACCAGCGCCACCAUGGGAGAGAUGGCCAACAGCGCGGUGGAGUUCUACCCAAAAGGGCGAGGGGGCAGUGUCAAGUCGGACGGGGGACAUGCGGGGGGAGACUUUGGGGUGACGGUGACGGAACUAAGAGAACUGAUGGAAUUGAGAGGAACUGACGCACUGCAGAAGAUUCAAGACAGUUAUGGGGACACAGAGGGGCUGUGCCAAAGACUGCAUUCAAGUACCACAGAGGGUGUGAGCGGGGAGCCUGCAGACUUGGAGCAUAGAGGACAGACGUUUGGUCAGAACUUUAUUCCUCCUAAAAAAGCCAAGACGUUUUUGGAGCUAGUAUGGGAAGCUCUGCAAGACGUGACACUGAUCAUCCUGGAGAUCGCAGCCAUCAUCUCCCUAGGCCUGUCCUUCUACCAGCCGCCAGGCAAAGAUACAGAGGCGUGUGGGAACGUGUCUGCGGGGGGAGAGGAUGAGGGCGAGGCGGAGGCCGGCUGGAUCGAGGGUGCUGCCAUCUUGUUGUCGGUGGUGUGCGUCGUCUUGGUAACAGCGUUUAACGACUGGAGCAAAGAAAAGCAGUUCCGUGGGCUGCAGUCGCGCAUCGAGCAGGAGCAGAGGUUUGCCGUGGUACGAAAGGGCAACGUCAUCCAGGUGCCGGUGGCCGACAUGGUGGUGGGGGACAUGGCACAGGUCAAAUACGGAGACCUGUUGCCGGCCGAUGGGAUCUUGGUCCAGGGGAACGACCUGAAGAUCGACGAGAGUUCUCUGACCGGAGAGUCAGACCACGUGCGCAAGUCUGUGGACAAGGACCCCAUGUUACUGUCAGGCACUCACGUGAUGGAGGGCUCUGGCCGGAUGCUGGUCACAGCGGUGGGCAUCAACUCUCAAACUGGCAUAAUCUUCACUCUGCUGGGAGCCGGAGACAUGGAGGAGGACGGGAAGGACAAGAAGGAGGAACUCAUUCAGGCUCCCACCUCCACAGACGUCACUCACAACACAGUGACCAAUGGGAAACAGCCUGACGGAGCUGUGGAGAACAACCAAAACAAAGCAAAGAAGCAAGAUGGCGGCGUGGCCAUGGAGAUGCAGCCGCUGAAGAGCGCGGAGGGCGGAGAGGUGGAGGAGCGUGAGAAGAAGAAAACUAGUGUUCCCAAGAAAGAGAAGAGCGUCCUGCAGGGGAAACUCACCAAACUGGCUGUGCAGAUCGGCAAAGCGGGUUUGGUGAUGUCGGCGAUCACCGUCAUCAUACUUGUACUUUACUUUGUCAUCGACACGUUUGUCAUCGAAGGUCGGACGUGGAUGGCAGAGUGCACUCCUGUUUAUGUCCAGUACUUUGUCAAGUUCUUCAUCAUCGGAGUCACAGUCCUGGUGGUAGCCGUGCCUGAAGGCCUCCCACUCGCCGUUACCAUUUCCCUCGCCUAUUCUGUCAAGAAAAUGAUGAAGGAUAAUAACCUGGUGCGACACUUAGACGCCUGUGAGACGAUGGGAAACGCCACGGCGAUCUGUUCGGACAAAACAGGAACUCUGACCACUAACCGCAUGACAGUGGUUCAGGCCUUUAUUGGAGAUGUUCACCACAGACAGAUGCCUGAACCGACGCAGAUCAACUCAAAAACUCUAGAUCUUUUGGUUCACGCCAUCUCCAUCAACAGCGCGUACACUUCCAAGAUCCUGCCGCCUGAUGUGGAGGGAGGGUUAGCCAAACAGGUGGGAAACAAGACUGAGUGUGGCCUCCUGGGAUUUGUGCUGGACCUCAGACAAGACUACGCCCCAGUGAGAGAGCAGGUCCCAGAGGAGAAACUCUACAAGGUUUACACAUUUAACUCUGUGCGGAAGUCCAUGAGCACCGUCAUCAAACUGUCCGACGGGACGUUCCGCCUCUACAGCAAAGGAGCCUCUGAGAUCAUGCUCAAAAAAUGUUCUUUUAUCCUGGAUCCAAACGGAGAGGCGCGCACUUUCAGACCGCGAGACCGAGACGAGAUGGUCAAACAGGUGAUUGAGCCCAUGGCCUGUGAGGGCCUCAGAACCAUAUGCAUUGCCUACAGAGACCUGUCGUCAAACCCAGAGCCCGAGUGGGACAACGAGGCCGACAUUGUGACCGAGCUGACCUGCAUCACUAUAGUGGGAAUAGAAGACCCGGUCAGACCUGAGGUUCCAGAUGCCAUUCGGAAGUGUCAGCGUGCAGGCAUCACAGUGCGGAUGGUGACCGGAGACAACAUCAACACAGCCCGAGCCAUCGCCGCCAAGUGUGGAAUCAUCCACCCAGGGGACGACUUCAUCUGCCUUGAGGGGAAGGACUUCAACAGGCGUAUCCGCAACGAGAAGGGGGAGAUCGAACAAGAGCGCAUUGACAAAAUCUGGCCCAAACUGCGGGUGCUGGCGCGUUCUUCCCCCACAGACAAGCACACGCUGGUCAAAGGGAUCAUCGACAGCACCGUCCUGGAGCAGCGGCAGGUCGUAGCUGUCACUGGAGACGGAACCAACGACGGCCCCGCUCUCAAAAAGGCUGAUGUGGGAUUCGCUAUGGGCAUCGCGGGCACAGACGUAGCCAAAGAGGCGUCUGACAUCAUCCUCACCGAUGAUAACUUCUCCAGCAUCGUCAAAGCUGUGAUGUGGGGCAGAAACGUCUACGACUCUAUCUCCAAGUUCCUUCAGUUUCAGCUCACAGUCAACGUGGUGGCGGUGAUUGUGGCCUUCACUGGAGCCUGCAUCACACAGGACUCCCCUCUGAAAGCCGUGCAGAUGCUGUGGGUGAACCUCAUCAUGGACACGUUUGCGUCUUUGGCGUUGGCGACAGAACCCCCCACGGAGGCGCUGUUGCUACGGAAACCGUACGGCCGCAACAACCCUUUGAUCUCCCUGACCAUGAUGAAGAACAUCCUGGGCCACGGGGUCUACCAGCUUGUCAUCAUCUUCACCUUGCUCUUCAUAGGCGAGCGCAUCUUCAACAUCGACAGUGGCAGAAACGCCCCUCUGCACUCGCCUCCCUCUGAACACUACACCAUCAUCUUCAACACCUUCGUCCUCAUGCAGCUGUUCAAUGAGAUCAACGCCAGAAAGAUCCACGGAGAGAGGAAUGUGUUCGACGGCAUCUUUGGGAACCCCAUCUUCUGCUCUAUCGUCCUGGGCACCUUCGCCGUUCAGAUUGUGAUCGUCCAGUUCGGGGGGAAGCCCUUCAGCUGUGCUCCUCUGAACAUGGAGCAGUGGCUGUGGUGCCUGUUUGUGGGAGUGGGAGAGCUGCUUUGGGGACAGCUGAUAGCCACAGUUCCCACGGAGCGACUGCCCUGUCUGAAGGAGGCGGGUCUGGGGCUGGAGCCUGGAGAGGAUGAGGGAGAGGAGAUGGCAGAGGACGAAGAGGAGAUCGACUGUGCAGAGAGAGAGCUGCGGAGAGGCCAGAUCCUGUGGUUCAGAGGCCUCAACCGCAUUCAGACACAGAUGGAGGUAGUGAGCACGUUCAAACGCAGCGGUUCGUUUCAGGGCGCGGUGAGGCGGCGCUCGUCCGUGCUCAGUCAACUGCACGACCCAAUCCCAGCUCAGCAGCGCCCCCUGGGAAUGCGUGUGGUGAAGGCCUUCCGUAGCUCUCUGUACGAAGGCUGUGAAAAGCCAGAGUCCCGGAACUCCAUCCACAACUUCAUGGCACACCCAGAAUUCCUCAUCAACGACUUGGCUCAUAACAUUCCGCUGAUCGACGACACGGAUGUGGACGAAGAAUCCGAAAUCAGCCGCUAUCAGCACCUUCACCCGGCCCUACGCAAACCCCCGCCACCACCUAGUUCAAGUCCCUUUUCCAAAAUCCUUCGUUCGUUGGCGUCCUUUUGUCCACGCGUCCCUGGACUUGUCGAAGGCGUGAUUUCCGGCAGACUAUGCAAGCGGACUGCCAUGUUACUGACGCUAACGGAGGACUUUACGUACACCGGAGACCUCACCGACACAUGCAAAACCACGCGCGGAAAAACACUCGAAAAGAGGAGGUCGGCCAUUUUGGGAACAACCUUAAAACCUGUACAGAACUCUUUGUCUUCUUGA